Molecule: messenger RNA, 2791 nt
Organism: Bradysia coprophila
Lineage: Eukaryota; Metazoa; Arthropoda; Insecta; Diptera; Sciaridae
Product: Y+L amino acid transporter 2
Biological process (GO): amino acid transmembrane transport
Cellular component (GO): membrane
Molecular function (GO): L-amino acid transmembrane transporter activity
Source: RefSeq, a predicted model, not a curated record
UUGAAUGUAUCGCACUAUAAUAUGCUUUGCGGGAAAAACAGUACUUCAUGAACGUUCGGGGUGAUAAGUUAAAAAGUUAUAUUCCGUUUCGUUUACCAGUGGUAUAUUGAGUCAUUUUCUGUCUGAAGAAAAAGUUGUUUAACAUUUCAAUGUGCUAAAAUUGAGUCGGAGCGAUUAGUUUGUGAAUGAUUUUUCGUGACCAGUUAUGGAAUGAAAUGUCUUUGAGGUGUUCAAUAAUUGGUGUGGUGUGUACGUGAAAGUAUGACAUAGAAGAACCAGUGAAAAUCAAUUGUGUUACAUCGCCUUUUUCUGUGCUUUCGUGAAAACAUACACUCAAAAGAUAGUCAUAAUGGAGACGGAAAAGACUGUUCCGAAGGAAAAUGCUAAUAAUGGUAAAGAACAUGAUAAUGGUGGUGAAGAGGUUGGGUUGAAGGCAAAAAUGAGUUUAUUAAAUGGAUGUACGGUUAUUGUCGGAUCAAUUAUUGGCAGUGGCAUCUUCGUAUCUCCUACAGGAGUGCUCAUGUAUACUGGCAGUGUUAAUAUGGCUUUAAUUGUAUGGACAAUAUCGGGAGUUUUUUCAAUGAUUGGCGCUUAUUGCUAUGCUGAACUGGGCACUAUGAUCACUAAAUCCGGUGCAGAUUAUGCCUACAUCAUGGAAACGUUCGGUCCAUUCAUGGCAUUUAUUCGACUUUGGAUUGAAUGCAUGAUUGUGCGGCCUUGUUCGCAAGCAAUUGUUGCGCUUACAUUCAGUACCUAUGUGAUGAAACCAUUUUUUCCCGAUUGUACACCGCCAGAAGAUUCAGCUAGAAUGUUGGCCGUUUGUUGCAUUUUGGUGCUAACAUUUAUAAACUGUUGGGACGUGAAAUGGGCCACUCAUGUCCAGGACAUCUUCACCUAUGCAAAAUUACUUGCAUUGUUUUUGAUCAUUGGAGUGGGAGCUUAUCUUUUAUGCAUGGGAAAUGUAAAAUAUUUCACAUUUGAAAAUACAAAAACGGAAGUAACAUCACUGGCACUGUCAUUUUAUUCUGGCCUAUUUGCAUACAACGGAUGGAACUACCUCAAUUUUAUAAUCGAAGAGCUUCAAAACCCAGUAAAAAAUUUACCUCGAGCCAUUGCCAUCUCUUGCACGUUAGUUACAGUUGUGUACGUGUUCGCAAAUGUCUCGUUCUACACCAUCUUGUCGCCGGACGAAGUUUUGGGAAGUUCAGCGGUUGCAGUUACAUUCGCUGAACGAGCUUUUGGAAUGUUUGCAUGGACGAUUCCAGUCUUUGUGGCUCUAUCAACAUUCGGUGCUGUCAACGGUAUUUUAUUAACGAGCUCUCGUCUAUUUUAUGCCGGAGCAUGUGAAGGUCAAAUGCCCGAAAUUCUGACAAUGAUUCAAAUAAAUCGAUACACACCAACGCCAGCCGUUUUAGCCAUGGCAUUGCUCUCAAUGCUUUACUUAACUGUAUCCGAUAUAUUUGCAUUGAUCAACUACGUUGGUUUCGCUACUUGGUUGAGUAUCGGUGUAGCGGUUCUGUGUUUGCCAUGGCUACGAUGGGCCCAACCGAAUCUUCCCAGACCGAUCAGAGUUCCAAUGGUAUUUCCUAUAAUUUACUUACUGGCAUCGUUGUUUGUCACUAUUGUACCGAUGUACGCCAGUCCAGUGGAAACGGGCUAUGGUGUUCUGAUGAUUUUGUCCAGUGUUCCUGUUUAUGGCGUUUGUAUUGCUUGGAAAAACAAGCCGAAAUGGUUCAGACAUGGCAUGCUUGCGUUGACGCGAUUUUUACAAAAAAUGUUAAUGGUCCUUGGUAAGACUAAGAGUACCCAAGUGUAAGAUAUAAUCAAGCACACGAUAAAUUGAGCUGUUACAAAUGGACAAUAAUUUAUGAAUAGAAAUUUAAUUUUUGUUAGUUUAUAGUUUUGUGUAAGUUUUUACGAUUUUAUUUCGAUUUAAUUUUCCUUCUUUUGAAAAAAAAAAUGUAGAGCUAUGUUAAGCAUUUGUUUUAAGAUUAAAUCGACCAAAGGAGACCAUCAAUUGAUCGACACAAGUUACCAUAAACAGGUGUGUGCGUAAAAAAAAAAUUUGGCGACAAGAAAUUUGGUUUCGACUUGAUACUCGUCAAACCAGUCGUUACAUACAUUAACAUAAAUUAAUAUCAAAUCGAACCGUGAACGAGUCAAUUUUAUAUUUUGAUUUAACGGGAUAAGACAUCUUUCGUUUUAGUUUUCGAGCGUUGGCGCCUGCUGGUUUGAUCAGCUUACCACCUUAAAUUUUUGUGUAGAAACGAUCUGAGAGUUUACUUCUCGGAGUCGUGAGCAGAUCAUGUCGAUUUAGUGUUUUUUUUUAAUUUCGUUUCGUGUCGGCAUAGACUUCAAUUUAGUUCAUACAGGAGGUGCUAUUGGAUCCAUGUGACUAUAAAUUUUCAUCCUACGAAUUUUAGUCGGAGAUGAGUAGUAGUGAUGAGUACACAAUUCAUGGAAAAUGCGUUGCUAUUAAAACAAGCAAAUAUCAUAGCAGGAAGUGUGGAAAUUUGGGUUUCGGUUCAUUCGUUCGCUCAAAACUUCUGAGGCGCAUUUACGGUGUCAGUUUUAUUUAUUUGAAAUUGUUGAACAUCUUUCAGUUGUUUUCCACCAACAGAGAGUCAAAUGGUGUGAUAUUAGAGCUCAUCUUCGGUUCAGUUUGUUCAUUAAUUUUUGCCAAUGGUAAACUAUGCAUUUAGAUUCUCAGUAUUUGAUAACUGAUGACUUCAUCGAACCAAUUUUUAAUUAGAACUUAUGUAACGUAACACCUGAAUUAAUAAAAAAAAAA